AUUAGCUCAGGUUUACAUCAUCCCGGCCAGAGACAGAGCCUGGCGCCGAGCGUCCACGAGACACCCGCAGCGGAAGCGGCAGCGGCUUCUCACGCGUUGGGCUGCAAGGGGUCGAGACCAGAGCUCCACCGGAUCCUAAUCUCAGCCGCAGCAGAGACGGCCCCUGUCCACCAGAGGUGCCCAGGCAAGUCUGUACUCGGGCUGCGGCAGGACCCCGCCGCACGAGGAUGCGAGUCACCCCUCUGGCAGCUCCUAUGGGUGUCCCCUCCAGGAAGAAGCAGUUGAAGUUGGACGAUGACCUAGACACUGAGUAUCCCAUACGGAAACAAGCUCGAAGUGGACCCCAGCCCAGGCUUCCCCGCUGCCCACUGCCUCUGAGCCCACCUCCUGCUCCAGUCCAUGUCUCUGCUGUGACCACUGCCUCCCAGCUUGGGCCCUAUAUCCUCCUGGAGCCUGAGGAGGGUGGCCGAGCCUACCGGGCCCUGCACUGCCCCUCAGGCACUGAAUAUACCUGCAAGGUAUACCAGGUCCGUGAUGCUCUUGCUGUGCUGGAGCCUUACUCGCGGCUGCCCACCCACAGGCAUGUGGCACGACCUGCAGAGGUCCUGGCGGGCACACAACACCUUUAUACCUUUUUCCUGCGGCCCCAUGGGGACAUGCAUAGUCUGGUGCGCCGGCGUCGCCGCCUCCCGGAGCCCGAGGCUGCCACCCUCUUCCGCCAAAUGGCCGCCGCUGUGGCUCACUGCCACCAGCACGGUUUAGUCCUACGAGAUCUCAAGCUGGGUCGCUUUGUCUUCACCAACUGUGAGAGGACAAAGCUGGUGCUGGAGAACUUGGAGGAUGCCUGUGUGCUGACUGGGCCGGAUGACUCCCUUUGGGACAAGCAUGCAUGCCCGGCCUAUGUGGGACCUGAGAUCCUCAGUUCUCGGGCAUCCUACUCGGGCAAGGCAGCAGAUGUCUGGAGCCUGGGUGUGGCACUCUUCACCAUGCUGGCUGGCCACUACCCCUUCCAGGACUCAGAGCCUGCCCUGCUCUUUGGCAAGAUCCGCCGUGGAGCCUUCACCCUGCCCCAGGGCCUCUCAGCCCCUGCCCACUGCCUAAUCCGCUGCCUCCUUCGACGAGAGCCAGCUGAACGGCUCACAGCUUCAGGCAUCCUGCUGCACCCCUGGCUGCGAGAGAACCCAAUCCCCUCAGUCCCAUCCAGAUCCCACCUCUGGGAGGCUGACCAGGUAGUCCCCGAAGGACCGGGACUGGAGGAGGCUGAGGAAGAGGAGGGAGAAAGAGAAGCGGGUCUAUAUGGCUAAGGCUACCCUACCAGACUCAGCUGCAAACAGUGAGUUGAGUUUGGGGUGUCUCCAAGCUCUCUUCUGCCUCUUGGAACUGACAAACCUUAAGUGCCUUCUUAGUAAAGAGAAAAGAGGAGGCAUGUGCGGAGUGUGUAUUUGCACGCUCAUGUGGAUCUACACGCCUGUGCACGUGGGCUUGUGGAUUCAACAAGUCCUUCUUGGGAGCUCAUUGUGUGCCACAACCUGUUCUUGGUUCUGGGAACACAGCCGAGAACAAAAAAGACAAAACUCCUGCUCACACAGCUGACAGUACUUUUCUACAAUCAUAGGCCAGUGUCUGCUCUGGGCUGAGCACAGUUAGUGCAGGUGUCACUGUCCACUUGUGCUAGUGCCCCAGCACCUCUGUCCUAGGACAGUCCCUUUCACAAACAACCCAGAUGCCUUUGUACCUUGUUCCUUUCGGAGAAAGGGAAGCAUCUUGUGCCAAAGGCUCCAGGCCUCUCCCCUUCAACUUAGGACUCCAGAGCCCAGGCUAUGCUGGGAAUUCUGUACCUCUUGGUCAGGCCUGAGCCAAGGAUUUGGGCUGGAAGAUUAAGAAUGCAAACUGUGAGAUGGGUCCUCAUCUAACUCCAGGAGUGGUUUGGAAUGAGGGUCCACACCUGAGCUGAGCACCAAAGUGGGGGGACAUAUUAGGUGGGGUCUUCCCCCUGGCCUCCCUAGAAAGUCCUAAGCCCAGUUCUGGGGACACUUGGGGUCCAGGACCCCAUAUCAGCACUAUAGAUUUGGGAUGCCAUGAGUAUAUAAUUUUACCUUGUGCCUAAUAAAGAAGUUACGAAAUAC
Messenger RNA from Pteropus alecto (black flying fox), 2126 nucleotides. It is a transcript of the gene TRIB3, whose product is annotated as tribbles pseudokinase 3. Gene Ontology annotation, biological process: positive regulation of proteasomal ubiquitin-dependent protein catabolic process; regulation of MAP kinase activity; protein phosphorylation. Lineage: Eukaryota; Metazoa; Chordata; Mammalia; Chiroptera; Pteropodidae. Gene Ontology annotation, cellular component: nucleus. The record is from RefSeq and is a predicted model, not a curated record. Bases 228 to 1304 code for a protein of 358 amino acids. Gene Ontology annotation, molecular function: ATP binding; protein kinase activity; mitogen-activated protein kinase kinase binding. The transcript has 4 exons.